AUGGCCCCACCGACCAACAGCGAGCUGAAUGAUAAACGGGAAAAGCAUUGUAUUGCUAUCUCGCCCGAGAGAAAGUACUUUCGGGUCAGCAGCACCUUUGUCAAGCGAAGCCUUCGACCCUGCGAAUGGCAAAAGCAGGAUGGUUAUAUGCACGUUUCUUUGUUCAACAUGGAGCGUGUCCUCAAUGAGGGUGCAUGCCUUUUGUUUCUUGCAGACACCGGUAUCCCGCUCCCAAAACUACUUGGCUGCUUCGAAGAUGACGGCGCAGCAUACUUGAUUACCGAAUAUGUGGAUGGAGUUGGAAUGAACGAUCUUGACGCUGAGAGCCAAGCCGUUGUUGCUGAAGAGCUACAAGGCCAUGUACUCACGCUCAAGAAGCUAACAUCUGACCUUUGGGGUGGGCCAGAUAAGAUGGUCCUUCCGCCAUAUCGUAUUAUGCGCAAGUCUGAUGGGCGGCCAUGGAGAAUGCGUCGGCGGAAGCAGCAUGAUCUUGUGUUUUGUCACAACGAUCUCUCCAUGAACAAUGUCAUUGUUGAUCCAGGCACGCUCAAGAUCAAGGCCAUCAUUGAUUGGGAAUAUGCAGGGUUUUAUCCACCUGAGUUUGAGUUUCCGUUCUAUCAGAGAUCAGGGCCAUCUAUUGCACUGGACGGCGAAGUGGACGAUUUUGAAUCAUUGACGCGGAUGAUUUCUGAAGAUAGGGAAUAG
This is a messenger RNA of Trichoderma gamsii, 705 nucleotides long. RefSeq lists its product as hypothetical. The transcript is spliced from 2 exons. The coding region runs from base 1 to 705 and encodes 234 amino acids. Lineage: Eukaryota; Fungi; Ascomycota; Sordariomycetes; Hypocreales; Hypocreaceae. The record is from RefSeq and is a predicted model, not a curated record.